Messenger RNA from Conger conger (European conger), 3372 nucleotides. Its product is annotated as protocadherin alpha-2-like. The transcript has 4 exons. Gene Ontology annotation, molecular function: calcium ion binding. Gene Ontology annotation, cellular component: plasma membrane. NCBI's taxonomy places the organism in Eukaryota, Metazoa, Chordata, Actinopteri, Anguilliformes, Congridae. The record is from RefSeq and is a predicted model, not a curated record. Gene Ontology annotation, biological process: homophilic cell-cell adhesion. The coding region runs from base 1 to 3372 and encodes 1123 amino acids.
AUGAGCACGUUUGUGAAAGAAAACAGCCCAGUGGGCUCUGUACUUUACACUGUGUCUGCCAUUGACCCUGAUGUCAGCGACAAUGCAAAGGUUUCGUACUAUAUUUUGGAGAGUUCUUUAUCAUCUGCUGUCAACAUAAACUCUGUCAGUGGAGAAAUAUACAGCCUUCAGGCUUUUAACUAUGAAGAAGUUAAAACGUUUCAGUUUCAAGUGCAGGCCACAGACUCUGGUGUUCCUCCACUAAGCAGCAACGUGAGUGUGAACGUUUUUAUCCUGGAUGAGAAUGACAACAGUCCUGUGGUUCUCCCACCCUAUUCUGGCCAGGGCUCCGUUAAUACUGAGAACAUUCCAUAUACUGCUGAAGCGGGCUACUUUGUGGCCAAGAUCAGGGCUGUAGACGCAGACUCUGGUUACAAUGCGCUGCUUUCUUAUCACAUCACUGAACCCAAGGGAAGCAGUCUCUUCCGAAUCGGAAGCAGCAGCGGGGAAAUAAGGACUAAGAGGCGAAUGAGUGACAAUGACUUGAAGACUCAUCCAUUGGUGAUCUUGAUUUCUGACCAUGGAGAACCUUCCCUCUCAGCGACUGUGUCUAUUGAUGUUGUGGUUGUUGAAGAUGGUAGUGAAGUAGGCCUACAGACCUCAUUCAGGCAGGUGCCUGCCAAGGAGGAGAGUUUCUCGGAUUUAAAUCUCUAUUUGCUGAUCGCCAUUGUGUCGGUUUCAGUUAUAUUUUUGCUCAGCCUCAUUAGUUUAAUAGCUGUAAAAUGCCACAGGACUGAUGGCGGGUUGAGCAAGUACAGCGCCCCAGUGAUCACCACACACCCUGACGGGAGCUGGUCUUACUCCAAAUCUACUCAGCAGUAUGACGUGUGUUUUAGCUCAGACACACUGAAGAGUGACGUUGUGGUUUUCCCGACGCCGUAUCCGUCAGCCGAUGCAGAGCUGAUUAGUAUCAACGGAGCAGACACCUUCAGACUCUAUGACUGCCUGUCUCUGAUCUGUGGGACAGAUGUUUGUGGGUUUUUCAUCAUUAUGGCGAGAACUCUUUGGUCAUCAGCUGUAGAGAAGAUUGUAUAUUCUGUGUCUGAGGAGGUGAACAAGGGCACCGUCGUGGGGAAUAUCACGAAGGAUCUCAAUCUCAGGCUACAGGAGCUGGAGCCGCGCACGUUUCAAAUCGUCCCAGGAUCCAGUAAGAGGGUUUUUGAUGUAAAUUUAAAGACUGGUGUUUUAACUGUGAGCGAAAGGAUCGAUAGGGAGGAGCUGUGUCUUAGCUCCGCGAAAUGCUCUCUGAAGAUAGAGGCCGUUGCUCAUAAUCCUUUGACUUUUUAUCGCCUUGAAGUGAAUAUUGUAGAUAUAAAUGACAAUGCGCCGACUUUCCUGGAAAAAUCGCACGUCUUAAAUAUUCCAGAGUCUUCCUUUACUGGAGAGAGAAUGCCUCUUCCUCUGGCAAAUGAUCUCGAUGUGGGCAGUAACUCAGUAAAGACCUACAAGCUGAGUGCAAAUGAACACUUCUCUCUGGAUGUACAGAGCGAUGGAGAGCAGGGUGCGUCUGCUGAACUGGUGCUGCAGAAAGCUUUAGACCGAGAGAAGCAGUCUGUGAUUCAGCUCAUACUGACUGCAGUUGACGGGGGAAAACCUCCCAGAUCAGGGACAUUACAGAUAAUUGUUAAUGUUAUCGAUGUCAACGACAAUGCUCCAGCAUUUAGUAGCUCACUUUAUAAAGCCAGGGUGCUUGAAAAUGUACCAUUUGGAUCAUCAAUAAUAACACUUAAUGCCACGGAUAUCGACGAAGGCGUAAAUAGCGAAAUUGUGUACUCCUUUGUUCGACGCGGUAGUAUGAAUCCAUCGGAUACAUUCACAAUCAACCAAUAUACUGGCGAAAUCACGACCAGUGGUGGUCUUGACUACGAGGAAACGUCUGCAUUUGAAUUACGCAUCCAAGCUCGUGAUAAAGGCCUCCCUCCGCGAAGCUCUCAUUGUAAACUCUUAAUUGAAGUUGUGGAUGUAAAUGACAACUCUCCAGAUGUAUCAGUAACUUCAGCACUGAACGCAGUGAGAGAGGACGCCAAAAUCGGCACAGCUGUUGCUUUAAUUGUUGUGUCAGAUGAAGACGGAGGUAAAAACGGAAAUGUUCAUUGCCGCAUUGUUGGCUCUGUUCCUUUUAAACUCCUGUCUUCUAAUGAUAAUUAUUACUCUUUAGUGGUUGAUGGUCCACUGGACAGAGAGAGCAGUACUCAGUACAAUGUCACUAUCAAAGCGACAGAUGAAGGGACUCCGCCUCUCUCCAGCAUCAGUGUCAUAACUGUACAUGUUUCUGAUGUGAACGAUAACGCGCCCCGAUUUUCAGAUCAUGUGAUUACAGUAUAUGUGAAAGAAAACAGCCUGGUGGGAUCUAUUAUUUACACAAUAUCUGCAUUUGACCCAGACUUGAAAGAAAAUUCUCUGAUUGCUUAUACCUUAGUGGAGAGUUCUAAGUUUCAUCCAUCAGCAGUCAGUGUAAACUCAGUCAGUGGAGAAAUAUUCAGCUUGCAGUCUUUUAACUGCGAGGAAGUUAAAACGUUUCAGUUUCAAGUUCAGGCCACAGACUCUGGUGUUCCUCCACUCAGUACCAACGUGACUGUGAACGUUUUUAUCCUGGAUGAGAAUGACAACAGUCCUGUGGUUCUCCCACCCUAUUCUGGCCAGGGCUCCGUUAAUACUGAGAACAUUCCCUAUUCUGCUGAAGCGGGCUACUUUGUGGCCAAGAUCAGGGCUGUUGACGCAGACUCUGGUUACAAUGCGCUGCUUUCUUAUCACAUCACUGAACCCAAGGGAAGCAGUCUCUUCCGAAUCGGAAGCAGCAGCGGGGAAAUAAGGACUAAGAGGCGAAUGAGUGACAAUGACUUGAAGACUCAUCCAUUGGUGAUUUUGAUUUCUGACCACGGAGAACCGUCCCUCUCAGCGACUGUGUCUAUUGAUGUCGUGGUCGUUGAAAGCACAGAUGAAAUACAGACAUCCUUUAAUCAGUUGCCAAAAAAGGAGGACACAUUUUCUGAUUUAAAUCUGUAUUUGCUGAUUGCCAUUAUCUCGAUUUCUGUUAUAUUUCUGUUAAGUCUAAUUAGUUUAAUAGCUGUAAAAUGCCACAGGACUGAUGGCGGGUUGAGCAAGUACAGCGCUCCAGUGAUCACCACACACCCUGACGGGAGCUGGUCUUACUCCAAAUCUACUCAGCAGUAUGACGUGUGUUUUAGCUCAGACACACUGAAGAGUGACGUUGUGGUUUUCCCUACGCAAUUUCCGCCUGCUGAUGCUGAGCUCAUCAGCAUUAAUGGAGCAGACACUUUUAAGAGGAAUCAAACUCUCCCCAACAGUCAGAAGACAAUGUGCCUUUUCUAA